CACCUUCGCUCCACCAUUCAUCAUCAUGCCGACGACGAUCAAGCUCGAUCCGCAGACAAAGAAUGCUACAGAGGCCCUCUUGCCUCUGGCCAUCGUCGACAGCCUGGCCUCGACUGCUGGCCAGGCUCAGCAGCCCAUUACCAUCGAGUGGGAAAAGGGAGCUGCGAAUUCUGUCGUUCUCGAGGCUGGAGAGGCGGCGCAGCCUGUCAAUGGCCUCGCUGAUGUAGCUCAGUGGCUCGUGAACAGCUACGCCAGCACCGGUAUCGCAGGGAGCGACAGCGUACAGAGCAAAGAGGCAUCAGGCUACCUGCAGAAGGCAAUCUCUCUCGCCUCGCUACCCUUUCCCGCGGCCCUCGAGGAGGCUAAUGCCCUCGACGACCGCCUUGCACUGCGCACCUUUCUCGUAGGACAGACAGUUACCAUCGCAGAUCUCGCCAUCUGGGCAGGUAUCCGCGGCUGCUUCCCUCUUCUCGCCAUCUUCAAGAAGGGAACCCACGUCCACCUCGCUCGUUGGUUCGCGCACAUGGAGGUCGUAUGCAAGCCCGCCUACGACGGCUUCAACGAGGCAAAGCGCGCCAAGCCGACUGCCGCUGCCGCUGCUGGGGGCGAGGAGGCUGGCAAGAAGGCCGGCAAGGCUAGCGAGCCUACUCAAGCCAAGUCAUUUGACAUCUUCUUGCCCUCAGCCAAGGAAGGACAGGUUGUCACCCGUUUCCCACCCGAGCCUUCUGGAUACCUCCAUCUUGGACACACCAAGGCCGCCAUUCUCAACCAGUACUUCGCUCGCUCCUACAAGGGCAGGCUGAUCGUACGUUUCGACGACACAAAUCCGUCGAAGGAAAAGUCAGAGUUCCAGGACGCCAUCAUCGAGGACCUCGCUCUACUUGGCAUUCGUCCCGAUCAGACUACUUUCACGAGCGACUACUUUGACGUCCUCUACCAGCACGUCGUCCAGCUCAUCAAGCAGGGUGAUGCCUACGCCGAUGACACAGAGCAGGAGGAGAUGAGAGCACAACGUAUGGACGGUCUGCCCUCGAAGCGUCGAGACCUCUCCGUCGAGGACACGCUCGCCCGCUUCGCUGAGAUGACGAGCGCAAGUGCCGAGGGCAGGCGCUGGUGCCUCCGAGCAAAGAUGAGCGUCGAUGAUCCCAACAAGGCGCUGCGUGAUCCCGUCAUCUACCGAUGCAACCCUGACGUGGUUCACCACCGCACAGGCACGAAGUACAAGGUCUAUCCCACCUACGACUUCGCGUGCCCCAUUGUCGACUCGCUCGAAGGCAUCACGCAUGCCCUGCGUACCAACGAGUACCGCGAUCGCAACCCGCAGUACGCCUGGUUCCUCCAGAAGCUCAACCUUCGCAACGUUGAGAUCUGGGACUUUGGACGCCUCAACUUCCAGUACACGCUGCUGAGCAAGCGCAAAUUGACAUGGUUCGUCGACAAUGGCAAGGUGACCGGAUGGGAUGACCCACGUUUCCCCACCGUCCGCGGCAUCAGGCGUCGCGGUAUGACUAUCGAGGCGCUGCAGCAAUUUAUUCUCGCAACUGGACCCUCGCAGCAGAUCAUCAAUAUGGAGUGGGACCAGAUCUGGACCCUCAACAAGCGUAUCAUCGACCCUAUCGUGCCGCGCUUCACUGCAGUUGAUGAGGCGGGCAAGGUCAAGUGCACCAUCGAGGGUGCGGGUCCGGCUCACGAGAAGGCUGUCCCCAAGCACAAGAAGAAUCUUGAAAUUGGCAACAAGACGACUGUGUACGACUCCACCAUUUGGGUUGAGCAGGAAGACGCCAAGAGCUUUGCCGACAACGAAGAGAUUACGCUCAUGGACUGGGGCAAUGUCUUUGUCCGCUCCAAGGAGCUCGACCCCGCCACGGGCGCCGUCAAGUCGCUCAAGCUUGAAGCCCACUUCGACGGUGACUUCAAGAAGACGAAGAAGAAGGUACACUGGCUCGCCGACUCAGCCACUCGCCCGCUUAUCCCCGUCACCCUGCUCGACUUCGACUACCUCAUCACCAAGCCCAAGCUCGAGGAAGAGGACAAGUUCGAGGACUUUGUCACCCCACAGACCAUCUUCUCUACCCAGGCACUCGCUGACGCGAAUGUGGCUGAGCAGCUUAAGGAGGGUGACAGGAUGCAAUUCGAGCGCAAAGGGUACUACAUCCUCGACAAGAUCAACGGCGAGUCAGGGAAGCGCGAGUUCGUCAAGAUUCCAGAUGGCAAGGUCGAGGCAUCACGCAGUAAGGCUGCUACUGCUGCUGCCGCUGCGGCUGAUGGAGGCAAGUCGGCGGCUGCGGGCGAGGUAGAGGAGCGUAAGCGCAAGGCCAAGGCUGAGCGCGAGGCCAAGAAGGCCAAGGGAGCUCUCGCCGCAGCAGCUGGUGCCGGGAGUAAGAAGGAGGGCAAGAAGGCCUCGAAGGAGGCUGCUGCUGCUGUCGUUGCUUCGAGAGACAGCAAGGAGGAGGCUAAGGAGGUCAGAAAGGAAAAUAAGGCCGCAGCGAAGGAGGGCAAGCAGCCCGACGCUGGCUCUUUCCCUGAGCUGGUGGACGGAGCUGCAGCAGGGAAGACGAACAUGUACGCGAUGAGGCCUAUCGUUGGGGAUCUGCAGCAAGAAGAUGGGGGAAACAAGGUCAGCGGGAUGUACUCGAUGAGGUCAAUUCAUCAGUGAGCGAGGGCGGAUGGGCGAUGAGGCGAUAGGAGCAAUGACAUGCUCAGCAUAGUAGGCCGUUUUCUUUCAGCUGCAGCGAGUGAUAUUGAGCGCCUUCCGGAGCGGUCACACGAUACCUUUUGCGCAUCGCUUCAUAUGUAGACAGCUCCAUCUCUUCGCGAUCGAUGUGGGGUGAUUCGGGGUUGCCUGCGCAUGAUGCGCUCCCGCUGGACGUGACAGCGAUUAGCGGCUUUUCGAGCAUCCGGAGAGCAAGGACGAGCCGGGUCAGGAGGCGCACGAGAACAAGGCUGGCCAGCAAGUGGUGGUCACCGAAAGAAAGACAUAGACAAUGCAAUCCUCCAGCGAGCUAGAGACCGAUGCGGCCAAUGAGAAAAGCGAGCUCUAUCAAAGGCAGUCUCGGUAGUUGCGGAAGAUGUGGCAGGUGCUGAAUGA
Jaminaea rosea is the source of this 3088-nucleotide messenger RNA. Its product is annotated as glutamyl-tRNA synthetase. The transcript has a single exon. Gene Ontology annotation, cellular component: cytoplasm; cytosol; methionyl glutamyl tRNA synthetase complex. The record is from RefSeq and is a predicted model, not a curated record. Gene Ontology annotation, biological process: glutamyl-tRNA aminoacylation; translation. NCBI's taxonomy places the organism in Eukaryota, Fungi, Basidiomycota, Exobasidiomycetes, Microstromatales. Bases 26 to 2656 code for a protein of 876 amino acids. Gene Ontology annotation, molecular function: glutamate-tRNA ligase activity; ATP binding.